Molecule: messenger RNA, 465 nt
Organism: Leptosia nina
Lineage: Eukaryota; Metazoa; Arthropoda; Insecta; Lepidoptera; Pieridae
Source: the annotation of a GenBank genome assembly
AUGGGCCAUCUACCCAGUAAAGAUACACGACGCAUUAGUUUCGAUAAUAAGUUUGCAAUGAAUUCAGCACUGACUAUUCCGAAACCUACAGAUGAUGAAAUAAACAUCAACACCUUAGAUGGGACCCAAACAAGCGAGUUAAAUUACAAAGAAAAUACCAGAGCCAUAGAGGUCCACGAUGAUGAGCACGACUACUGGGUGCACAGAAUUGAGUAUCUCAAAAAUGAACAUCAUCUUAUAAAUAAAAUUGUAGAGACAGAAUAUGAAAAAACUAUUGAAAAUACAAAAAACUUAUUUGAUCCACCAAAAAUAGCACACGACCGAAUACAAAAAAUCACACCAUGCUUUGAUAGGCGAUCAAAGAUGAUGAAGUGCUAUGAAGACAAUCCUCAUCAACCUUUACUUUGUUCAGCAACAGUACAAGCGUUUACCAAUUGCGUGAUGUCAUGUCAACUAGAAGAAUAA